GAGAAUUUCCUUUUUCCUAUCUUGGGCAAACUCCCACGUUUUCAGUAAAAAGAUGCUUCUUUUCCAGUUGUAGUAUUUUAUUCAAAAGACAGUGUGAAACUGAACACUUAAAAAGCAUUUUGCAAAACUGAGGGAAGCAAUAGUUGGACUUGGAUAAAAUUCUGAAUGCAAAAGCAGUUUGCUCAUAGAAAUACCUAAACUUGUUUAAUAUAAAUUAGGUAAGCAUUUGACUGCUCCUGACUGCUCAUUUUCCCUCCGUAGGCCAGUAACAUGGCAAUAAAGUCCUGGCGCCAAGAACCCCUGUUGCUAAGUAACGCUAUUAAACAAGAACAACAUUUACUAUCCCUGCUUGGUGGAGGGAGGCUGGGGAAAUAUUUGACACAUACAAACAAAGCAUUCCUGCGCUUUCCUCUUGACUUCACGGUCACCUUUUGUGAGGUGGGCUUGCCAGGCGCAUGUACUUUGACUUGCACAUGCUAACUGAAGCGGAGAUCAAGCUUUGUUGACAUGUAACAGAGCUGGUCUAACCGUGUGUGUCAGUUUUUGGGAGGCAAUUUUGCACAUUUUUUGACAAAAGAAGACAUUCCAGCCUGAUUGAUUCCAACUCUGAGUAAAGUAUGCUAACAUGCCGAAAAGGAAAGUAGCCAAAGUCAAUAAAGUCACUCUUAAGGUGGCCAAAAAAGCGAUACGUCUUACCCCAGAAGGACGACGGAGAGUUUGCCUCAGCCACAUUGGUAUUACCACAUUCCCCAAGUGUCUGCUCAAACUGACUAAUGCUGAUGAGCUGGAUCUCAGUCGCAACCAGAUACAAAAACUACCAGAAGACAUUGGGAUGUUCAAAGCACUCACGUGGCUGGAUCUACACAGCAACAAGCUUGAGGCUGUGCCUGAGUCCAUUGGCAAGUUGGUGGGACUAACCUACCUCAACCUGUCUAACAACCGCCUAACCUCAGCAACCUUACCCUUCACCCUGGGACGACUCUGUAACCUGAGGAGCAUCAACCUGGGAAUGAACCAGCUGGAUUCCCUGCCUCCCACUAUGGUGAACCUAGUCAAUCUCCAAGAGCUAGGCCUGUUUGAUAACCUCUUUGUCAAGCCCCCUGACUUUCUAAAAUUCAUGCAUAGCCUCACCAAGCUGAACAUGAAUCGGAAUCCCUUAUCGUAUGGCCAGGAGGACGCAAAGGAGGAGAAAAAGGAAGCGAUGUAUCUGGCCAGAGAGGGCAGCCUGUGCAAAAUGUGCCUGAAGAAAUGUAAGGAGAAAAUGCAAAAGAGCAGGAACGGAGGAGGAGAAGGAGAAGGAGUAGAAGGAGAUGCAUCUGAGAAGAAAAUGAUGAGAAACUAUUCAGGACUGAUUGUGCCAAACUCAGUGGCUAUGCUUAACCAGGAUGUGUGGAGAACAAGAAAAGUAGAAGAAAAAUAGAUAGUGCACAUGCGUCAUACAUAUGUAGCAAUUAGACAUCAAUGUUAGCAGGGUUUUGCAAAAAUGAAACUGAUUUUGUUGAAUCUUGGUAAAAAGGUGAACUGUGGACCAAACAAGAAACCGUUAAAGGUUUUGAGUGGAUCCUAUUACCUAAUAG
Messenger RNA from Thalassophryne amazonica, 1577 nucleotides. RefSeq names its product leucine rich repeat containing 18a (gene lrrc18a). The record is from RefSeq and is a predicted model, not a curated record. Gene Ontology annotation, molecular function: protein binding. Bases 626 to 1420 code for a protein of 264 amino acids. NCBI's taxonomy places the organism in Eukaryota, Metazoa, Chordata, Actinopteri, Batrachoidiformes, Batrachoididae. The transcript has 2 exons.